AUGCCUUGGCAAACAACCUUCACUCUCUCAUCGCCUGGCAAGGGCUGCCAUCUCGUCACCAAUGAGGUGUCAAAGCACAUCGCCGAAGGCCUCAAGGGCACGAAGGUGGGCAUCUUGCACCUCUUCAUUCAGCACACGUCAGCCGGUCUUUCCAUCAACGAGAACUUCGACCGCGACGUCCGCACGGACAUGACCAUGGCGUUUGACAAGAUCGUUCCUGACUCGUGGCCGUGGGUCCACACCGAUGAGGGACCAGACGACUCGUCUUCCCACACCAAAGCCACUUUGUGUGGCAGCUCCGUCUCGGUGCCCAUCACGGACGGCAGGCUCAACCUGGGGACAUGGCAGGGAAUCUACUUGUGCGAGUUCAGGAAGGCGAAGCACUCUAGGAGGAUUGUGGCUACUGUCACGCCGUAA
This is a messenger RNA of Jaminaea rosea, 417 nucleotides long. RefSeq lists its product as hypothetical. Bases 1 to 417 code for a protein of 138 amino acids. Lineage: Eukaryota; Fungi; Basidiomycota; Exobasidiomycetes; Microstromatales. The record is from RefSeq and is a predicted model, not a curated record. The transcript has 2 exons.